Molecule: messenger RNA, 2567 nt
Organism: Sciurus carolinensis (gray squirrel)
Lineage: Eukaryota; Metazoa; Chordata; Mammalia; Rodentia; Sciuridae
Gene: Pdcd7
Product: programmed cell death 7
Exons: 5
Coding region: 57-1511 (484 amino acids)
Source: RefSeq, a predicted model, not a curated record
ACUAUCACGGAUAACCACUGGAAUUCCUGUCACUUCUGUGUAUCUCCAUCGUGAACAUGGCUUUGCCGCCCUUCUUCAACCCGGGUCGCCCGGGCCCGCCACCCCCGCAGCCACCGCCUCCUACUCCUUUCGGCUGCCCGCCACCGCCGCUGCCCUCCCCGGCUUUUCCGCCGCCUCUUCCCCAGCGGCCCGGCCCUUUUCCGGGGGCCUCUGUCCCCUUCCUCCAGCCUCCGCUGGCUCUGCAGCCUCGGGCCCCCGCGGAAGCCUCCCGUGGCGGCGGCGGCGGCAGCGCUUUCUACUCGGUGCCGCCACCGCCGCUGCCUCCGCCGCCGCCCCAGUGCCGGCCCUUCCCGGGGACCGACGCCGGCGAGCGCCCGAGGCCACCGCCUCCAGGCCCAGGGCCGCCCUGGAGCCCACGCUGGGCUGAGGCGCCGCCGCCGCCUGACGUGCUUGGGGACGCGGCACUGCAGCGCCUGCGCGACCGGCAGUGGCUGGAGGCGGUGUUCGGGACCCCCCGGCGGGCGGCCUGCCCGGUGCCCCAGCGCACGCCUGCUGCUCCCAACCUAGGCGAGGUGCGCGCGCGGUUGCGUGGUGCUCUGCGCCUGGUGCGGCGGCUGCGUGGCCUGGGCCAGGCCCUGCGCGAGGCGGAGGCCGACGGCGAGGCCUGGUCCCUAUUGCAUGCCAAGGCCGCGCCGCUGCGCGCCGAACUGGCUGAGAGGUUACAGCCACUGUCCCAGGCUGCCUAUAUGGGCGAGGCGCGGCGGAGGCUAGAGAGGGUCCGGCGCCGCCGGCUGCGGCUUCGCGAAAGGGCCCGGGAACGCGAGGUCGAGCGGGAGGCGGAGGCCGCGCGGGCAGCGGAACGGGAGCAGGAGAUUGACCGCUGGCGGGUCAAGUGCGUACAGGAGGUGGAGGAGAAGAAGCGGGAGCAGGAACUCAAGGCUGCUGCUGAUGGUGUUUUAUCUGAAGUGAGGAAAAAGCAAGCAGACACCAAAAGAAUGGUGGACAUUCUUCGAGCUUUGGAGAAAUUGAGGAAACUGAGAAAAGAGGCUGCAGCAAGGAAAGGGGUCUGUCCUCCAGCCUCAGCAGAUGAGACUUUUGAGCACCAUCUGCAGCGACUGAGAAAACUCAUUAAAAAGCGCUCUGAACUAUAUGAAGCUGAAGAGAGAGCCCUUAGAGUUAUGUUGGAAGGAGAACAAGAGGAAGAGAGGAAAAGAGAAUUGGAAAGGAAACAGAGAAAAGAAAAAGAGAAAAUUUUACUUCAGAAACGUGAAAUUGAGUCCAAGUUAUUUGGGGAUCCAGACGAGUUCCCACUUGCUCACCUCCUGCAGCCUUUCCGACAGUAUUACCUCCAAGCCGAGCACUCCCUGCCAGCACUCAUCCAGAUAAGGCAUGAUUGGGAUCAGUACCUGGUGCCAUCCGAUCAUCCCAAAGGCAACUCCGUACCCCAAGGAUGGGUGCUUCCCCCGCUCCCCAGCAACGACAUCUGGGCAACCGCCAUUAAGCUGCAUUAGGAAAGAUGCUCCAGGAGUGUGGUCCAGCCAGCGCUCUUUCCAGCUCUAAAUAUUAGUGGUGCUGCCAUCUUGUGCUGUAGACUAAACCAUAACUGCUGAACUCCCUGUGUCAUUGCCCUAGCCUGAAGUUAAGCUUUCUUAUACGCUCUGUCCUGGCCAGAGGUACCUCUUGAAUCAGGAGAUUAAUAUGGUUCUGCAGGAAAGGAUCUAGGUGAACUGAGUUUAUUACCAUAGGCAGUGACCUUGGUUCACCAAAUUUGCCUCUGUUUUGAGGGGCUUGGUCCAGAGUUGACUUAUUGAUUUAAUCUAGCUUACUUGUAUCUUGAUGGGUAAGUAUACUCAAUACAUUUAAAUACUCAGAAUGUGUGUGCUGCAUGGAUUUAGCAGCCCUUCACCAAUAACGGAGUGUAAAGUCAAGCUUGAUGCAAAAACCUUCUUAUCUUGCUUCCCAGAGAACCCUAACUCCCUGGAGUAAAGGUCAAAAGUUUGACCUUCAGCUUUCUUAAGCCUAGUUGUGGUGUAGUUUGGUAGACUUCGAGUUAGGAAGGUGGCAGUGGCUACAGGUUGGGCUGCCAGAAAACAUGAUGGCCUAGUCUUAGUGGUCAUGCAAACAAUGUAGAAAAUCUGAAAAGGACCCAUACUCAAAUUGGAUCACAUUUUGGUGGACAGUGGCUUUUUCUUCCUCAUGUUCCCCAUUCUAAUUAAACCACCUGGUUUUUUAAGCCUAGGGGUCUAGUUAUUGAGAAUCUCCCAGGAUAGAAAUUUCUCUAUAGGAGUGGGACCUUAAUCUCAGUCAGUCACACUAUAGGAGCUGGUUUAGCUGUGGAAUUUUCUUAAGAACUCAAGCUUCUCAAAACAUCCAUGUAGUCAUACUUGGGGGGAAAAGAAAUAAGAAUGACAAAAUUUAUUUUUUAUAUUUAUUAAUAAAUACCGUGUGCUUAGAAAUGAUCUAUCAUAACAUGUCAGUUUUUUGUUUUGGUUUGUUUUGAUUUUUGCCAAUUUUGUUAUUUAAUUUCUGAAAAACUAAAUAAAUAUCAUUUUUAUUUUUUAGUUUGA